Patella vulgata (common limpet) is the source of this 2053-nucleotide messenger RNA. RefSeq lists its product as uncharacterized. The record is from RefSeq and is a predicted model, not a curated record. The coding region runs from base 55 to 1341 and encodes 428 amino acids. The transcript is spliced from 5 exons. NCBI's taxonomy places the organism in Eukaryota, Metazoa, Mollusca, Gastropoda, Patellidae.
CUAUAAUAGAUAUUUCAAACAUUCUAAAACUUCACAGGACACUGGAUACAAAUAAUGUAUGUUAUAUUAUUGGUAAUCUUUACAUCAGGUGUUGUUGGAGUCGUAAUAGAUACACCAGCAGAAAAAUUAUACCAAGUACAUUGGCAGGUUUCAGACAGAGACAAUUUUAAAUUUAAAGCCAAUGCCCAGAAAGAUGUCAUCUUGUUAAUGGACGAUUAUACAGAUUUUAAUGUCUAUGAAAUUCUUUUUGGGGGAAAUGAAAAUACGUAUUCUUGUAUCCGUAUGUGUAAAGAUUGUCUUUGCUAUGACCGUUCCUUUGUCUGGCACAGUACACUGGCUAUUGGUCUGCAAAAAUGCUUCUGGAUUUUGUGGAAUUUGACCUCUUUGUCAUAUGGAACUGGUUUAAACAUUGGAGAAAACGCAAUUUAUAGAUAUGUCAAUUCAAGUAAAAUAUUAAGGACCAAACGCAUCUUUAUCAGCACUUGGUUUGGCAGUAGGGGUAUAUGGGAAAUACCUGAUUACUUGACAUUUGUUACCAAGUCAAAUCUACAGAAUAUAACCAUCUAUUGGGAUGUGGCUGGUGUUUCAUCGGCCCUAUGUUCAAUAGAAGCGUGUGCACGUGUUGAUAUUAUCUUCACCACCAGUUUGGCUAAUGUAUAUUAUAAAGUUGCUUUAGGGGACUGUUCUAACCAAUGCACAACUAUCCAGAAAGUCAUAUCCAACAAUGUGUCAACUGUCAAAGCCAACUUGAAUCCUCUAGAAUGUUCCCGUUAUGGAGAUGUAUGGAUAAGCUGGGAGACUAAGAGACUGGUAGUUGGAACUGGACGAGUUCUUCACCAAGAUGUCUUUAUUUCUAUGGACAAUAUCCAGAAUGAUGCUAUUGUCGAACGGAUGCAGAUACAAAGCUCAUUAUCGGCUAAGUGGAAAAUAGACGUAUACGGUUGUGAAUUCGACAGUUGGCAGGCCUGGAAGAAUGAAGUUACUUCCAAUCGUUUCAAAACCAGAAGACGCAUCUGUCACUGUAAACGCCCGUCUUCUCAUCCUACAUCAUUUGAUGGCGACUUCCACUGUGAUGGGGAAUCGGAAGAUAAACUGGAAGAAUCUAUCAAACGGUAUAUUUGGCGAAAUGCAGGAAACAUCUACUCCACCACCUUGGCCAAAAAUGUCAUCACUAACAUUUCAAAAAUAAGGUGUGGUGUGGCAUGUGGCUUGAGGGACCGCUGUUCUAUUUUCUCGUACACUAAGAUAAAUACAGCCUGUUGGUUGUAUGACGUACAACAUUUCGAUACACAUGACUUUGUAGAAAACGAAAACUUCAGAACCUAUGUUAUUUUGAAUUAGUCUUGGUGAUGAUGGUUUAACAUGCGUCCGAAAUAUCUGACUGAUGGUUUUUAUUAAUAGACGACUAUUUUUCUUCACACUAUACGAAUGUCUGGGCUUUCUCUUAGCUGCCCCAGGUCGACCUAUAACGUUAGCGUUAAGUAUCCACGACGAUUUUUAUCGACAAAACCGGCUUGUCGAAUGCAACGUUCCUAGCGUUACUUCACUUAUAAACAGACGACUUGCACUCGUUUGUUUACUUCCUGUCUGACAUUUUGACAGUUAAAAAUCUUACUGUUUCUUCUUGAAAAAUUAUAAUAGAACGGUGAUAUUGUCUAGGCCUAUUCAAAAAUGUUCUUCUAAUCACGGAUUACCAUUAUGACAUGGUAUUUAUGACGUUAUGACGUCAAACCUCUGGGUCGCUUAAACGUUAAGGAUACUGGUUUUCGCCAAAGCCCUGUAUAUACGGCUUUGGUUUUGGCGUAUUUAUGUCAGGGGAAAACCAAAAUUGAAUUAUUUUUUUUUUUAUUAAACUACCUUAAAAUAUUAGAACCUUUUUGUCAUUGUUCGUUUUGUGUGUGUAGAAAUGGGAAAUUAAGGAGUACAAUGACCUCUGCUCAAGCUACCAAUGAACUGAUUCAGAAGGGGUGGUCUAUGCAAUGUGGCCCCCAGUACUUCCGACAUUGUAAUUGCAAAGUUAAAACUUUAUACGCGUGAAGUAUUUGAUGCAUUA